UUCCGUCGUUUUACUGUCGAAUGUCCCGUUUUAUCCCGUGACAGAAAUGGACGCCCCUCUGGCCACGCCGUGCAACAUCCAAAUAUGCGAGGUGACGUGCGAUUCGUUCCGCAUCGUGUGGGACAUGACUCCCGAGGACACGGCCAGAGCCACGCACUUCUUCAUCGACCUGAGCCGCAAAGUGUGCAGGGAUCCCAACCGCUUCAAACACAAGGAUGUGCCGACCAAACUGGUGGCGAAGGCCGUGCCCCUGCCCAUGGCGGUGAGGGGCCACUGGUUCCUCAGCCCCCGCACGGAAUAUUGCGUCGCCGUGCAGACCGCCGUUCGACAGCCCGAUGGCGAAUACCUGGUGUCGGACUGGAGCCGAGUGGUGGAGUUCUGCACGGGAGACUACGCGAUAGAACACCUUCUGCAGCUUCUCGACAAGGCCAAAGGCUCCGCGGGAAGGCUCCUGAAAUUUUCCGUGUUCUAUCGCAAUCAGCAUCCAGAUUACUUUGACUGCGUCAGGACGGAGUGCGCAGGUCUGAUGCGUCCUGCUCUGAAAGACACGAGCGGCAGUCACGGUUCUCCGAUAAAUGGAAAACUGCACGGUGUCUUUUUCAGCUGCAACACUGAGUUCGAUACCGGACUCCCCCCCAAAGACUCCCCCUACGGCCCCCUGCGCUUCCAGAUCCCGGCCGGACACCUGCUCAACCCGAACAUCUCGCUGUACUUUGCUGACUUCUACUGCAUGUACACCGCCUACCACUACGUGGUUCUGGUGCUGGCCCCCGCGGGCACAGAGGGAGACCGCUUCUGCAGAAGCCGCCUCCCCACGCUGGACUUGGCCAGCAACCCCUUCUUGACAUACAGCGCCCCCCAGAGGCCGGGGGAAGAGCCACUGUACCGCCACGCCAGCGACGUCAUCCUCGAGGUGCUUUUCACCGAGCCGGUCCCUUUGGGUCAAGGGACCGUGGAGCAGAUCGGCGGACACCACCAGCUCAUGAGUUUGACCACGGCCAAUGCCAAGAAGGACCCCAGCUGCAAGGUGUGCAACAUCAGCGUGGGCCGCUGAACCGGACGACGGCUUAAGCCGGGCGACUGACUGAAAAAGUGGAGCUCAUCCUUUCAUCGGGCAAAACCUAAAAAAAGAAAUAAAAAACAAAAAACAUCCUCAUCAUGUGGAUGUGCAUGCUGCUUUGGUUUCUCCCGUCCUCCCAGGCUAGAAUAGUCCCGGCUUCAAAUUACAAAUCUCAUAGACUUCCAUCAAGGGCAGCUCGAGACUCAAACCUUUUAUUACAUUCACAGCCGUGGACAAGACUGAAC
Syngnathoides biaculeatus (alligator pipefish) is the source of this 1305-nucleotide messenger RNA. It is a transcript of the gene phyhip, whose product is annotated as phytanoyl-CoA hydroxylase-interacting protein. The record is from RefSeq and is a predicted model, not a curated record. The transcript is spliced from 4 exons. Gene Ontology annotation, cellular component: cytoplasm. The coding region runs from base 47 to 1054 and encodes 335 amino acids. Gene Ontology annotation, molecular function: protein binding. NCBI's taxonomy places the organism in Eukaryota, Metazoa, Chordata, Actinopteri, Syngnathiformes, Syngnathidae.